AUGUCUCGUAAAACAAGAAAAAACAAUUCACCAACACAACUUUCAACUCCUGUCUCAAGCCCAACUAUGAAUGAUAACACUUAUCAAAAAAGACCUAACAGAAGAAAUAAUAGUAAUCCUGUUAGACCAACAAAUACCAAACCAAAUGACACUGUUCGUUCUUUAAAACUAUCACCAGCUUUGACUGUCAGAGAAAGCAUUUCAAUUGUCGAAGCAUCACAACUCAUGGCUGCCAAACGUGCUGACUGUGUUUUGGUAAUUGAUGGAGAGGAAGCUUUAUCAGGAAUAUUUACUACUAAAGAUCUGGCUUUCAGAGUAGUAGGCGAUGGCUUAAAUCCAAGAACAACGGCUGUAAAACAAAUUAUGACAAACGAUCCAAUGUGUAUCAGAGAGGAUACAUCAACUAAUAAUGCUCUUAGUACAAUGCUUACACGAGGGUUUAGACAUCUUCCUGUAUGUAAUGAAGAAGGAGAUAUAGUAGGAAUUUUGGAUAUUACAAAAUGUUUGUAUGAAACUUUAGAAAAAUUAGAACAUGCUUAUGAAUCUUCUAAAAAACUUUAUGAUGCUCUUGAAAAUGUUGAGAGAGAAUGGUCUAACCAGUCAACUUCAGUUUUACAAUAUAUGUCAGUUUUAAGAGAGAAAAUGGCAUGUCCUGAUCUGGCCACUGUGCUAGAUGGUUCUCCACCUGUGCAAGUUGGUACUAGAAAUUCCGUUAGAGAUGCAGCUAGAUUAAUGAGAGAGUAUGGAACAACUGCCGUUUUGGUAAUGGAUGACCAUAAUAUGAUUGCAGGUAUUUUUACAAGUAAAGAUAUUGUUUUGAGAGUAAUAGCUGCAGGUUUAGAUUCUUCCACAUGUGGCAUUGCUAGGGUAAUGACUCCUCAUCCUGAUACUGCUCCUCCACGUACUAGUAUCCUGGUUGCAUUAAAAAAGAUGUAUGAUGGUCAUUAUUUGAAUUUACCAAUUGUUGAAAAUGGAAUUAUUUUAGGAAUGGUUGAUAUGUAUUUAAUGCAAGAUCAAGAAAAUGUUCCUGAACCAGGUGGUCCAUUGUGGAAUAAAUUUUGGAAUUCGCUUGCAAAUGAUGGAGAUAACGACUCAUUCAUUUCAGAUUCAAUAACACCAUCACAAAGUGCUUCCAAUGUCCCUCCCCAAUCGCCACCUCAUAUGAUUGGAACAGGCUACAUUACUCCAAUUUCAGAAAUUCAUCCUGGUGAAUCGGCAUCAGCAAUUGAUGAUGGUUCCGCAAUAUCUUUCCCUCGUUGCCAUGAAGAAAACUUUUUUACUUUCAAAUUCAAAGCUCCAAAUGGUAAGUCACAUCGGUUUACUGUUGAUUACACGAGCUUUGAAAAUAUUCUUUCAACUGUGACAUCCAAGCUUCCAUCAACCACCAAGGAUUUCAGCAUUUCUUAUAUGGAUGAAGACAAUGAUUACGUUACAAUAUCCUCUGAUGAUGAUGUUUUUGAUGCUGUUCGUAUAGCACAACAACAAGGUCAAAUUGAAAAGAAAACGAAAAGAAAAUCCAAGGAUUCAAAUGAACCAGCUUCAACCAAUUUGUUAAUACCUAGUGUAGUUCUUUUUGCUACAGUAAUAGUUUUAGGUGUAUUCAUAUUGUUAAAACCUUCUAAAUAA
This is a messenger RNA of Entrophospora candida, 1626 nucleotides long. The record is from the annotation of a GenBank genome assembly. NCBI's taxonomy places the organism in Eukaryota, Fungi, Glomeromycota, Glomeromycetes, Entrophosporales, Entrophosporaceae.